AGUUGGCAUAGCCUGGGUCUGGCUAUGAGUCUGGCUCCAGCCUGAGCUCCAAACAAGCAAUGCAGUGAGGACUGAGGACCAAGCCAGGCUUCUCUGUGCUGCGUGGUGCCUGUCACUGGCAGAUCUUGGUGCCAGUCUCAGAGCCAUCACUCCUGUUUCCCUGCCCUGUCUGCUCCAGGCAGCCGAGCACUGCAGAUGCAACACUGAGGGAGGUGACAGCAGUGGGGGCAAACAGCCCCCGAUCCUUAUCUCUCCACAACGUGCUGCAGAGCACAAAAAUGUCCACAGAGACCAACAGCAGCUGCCCCAUCUGCCAGGACACUUGUGAGGAUGUGGCAUCUACUCUGCCCUGUCACCACCAGUUUUGCCUGGGCUGUAUCCUGCGGUGGACACAGAGAAAUCCAGUGUGCCCACUCUGCAGAAGAACAGUAGUGACUGUCCGAUUUUCUGAUCAUGGAGAAGACGACUAUCUGGAGACAUCCAUCACAGUCCCUGAGGAGCUGCCAGAUGGCAGCAGCCAGGCAGAGAGAGAUCCCAGCAGCCUGGAUGAGAACAGCUCCCAUCCUCCUGUGGUGUCCCCUUCAUCUUCUCCACAGGGAACAAUGUCUCCAGCAGAGCAGGAAGGUUCAGGGCUGGAGUCUGUGGGCAGUGUCCUGCCUGAGGUCUGGGCAGAAAUUUUUCGUCAACGACAGCAUCUCCUGGACCCGGUGCGGCCCUGGCUGCAUGAGAGGCUGGAGGAAAUAUACCAGGGUUGGUGGUGGGUGGUAGAUGCCAUAGAGAGCAGCAUCUUGCAUGGCCUUUGCAUCUAUGGGCUAAAUGCUGAGAUUCUGGUUGAGGUGCUGCAGCCUCUCCUCGAGGAACACACGGCACCCCUGGUCCAUGGUGUCAUCAGCAUCAUUAUAGGCCAGUGCAGCCAGGAGGCCCAGAGGCUGCUGCGCUCUGGUGCCAUCAGGGACGACAACAAUGGCCCUGUGGCCAGUGCCAGCUCCAGCUCCAGCUCCAGCAGCUCCAGCUCCACCUUCAGCUCCAGCUUGAGUGACUCCAGGAGCUUCAGCUUCAGCAUCAAUAGCUCCAACUGCAGCUGCAGUUGCAGUUGCAGCUGCAGCUCUGACAGCUGCAGCUCCAACAGCUGCUGCUCCAGCAGCUCCAGCUCCAGCAGUUCCCAGCAAAGGACUCUGGACAGCAGCCCCACAGGCUCUGAUGAGGAGGAAGAAGCUGGUACAUCAGAGGCUUCCCCCUGCCCAGGGCAGCAGUCACAGCCCCUUUGCUCCCAGGCCAGGGACUGAUUUUCCACUGGGCCUCAGCAUGUCUGGCAGAAGAGGGAGCUUGGGCCCUGGAGCUCUCCCUGGGCCUGCCAGAGGCUGCCCCACUGGCAGCUCUAGCAGGGUUUUUGCAACCCUUUAUUCAAGGAAAAGGAAAUAAAUUGGUUUUGCCCUCAC
Molecule: messenger RNA, 1439 nt
Organism: Oenanthe melanoleuca
Lineage: Eukaryota; Metazoa; Chordata; Aves; Passeriformes; Muscicapidae
Product: E3 ubiquitin-protein ligase Topors-like
Exons: 2
Coding region: 279-1286 (335 amino acids)
Molecular function (GO): metal ion binding
Source: RefSeq, a predicted model, not a curated record